GGCAACGCCACGUAAGUGUGUGAUUAUGCAUCGGAGGAUACAACCACACGAGGGCAGCGGAAUUAUCGACUCCGACCACAACCUCUUCUUAUUACGCAUUUUCUUUUCCCUAUUAAUUUAAGCACUAUCCUAUCUUUCAAAAAAAAGAAAAAGAAAAGUCCUCUCCGCCGCAUCGGAGUUGCAGCCCCCAUCCCCCCCAACCGAACCUCACGCGCCCUCUAGUCCCUUCCCUUUCCUCUACCCUAAAUUCCACCAAUUAUAAUCUUUUUAAUCUUUAUCUAUCUCUCUCGUUUUCGUCAUUGGUAGAGAGAGAGAGAGCUUAAGAGAAACAGAAAAUUUGACUAAAUCUUUUGAUGUUUUUAUUUUUAUUUUAUUCCAUAUCUUCUUUUCUGUAGGGACGGUUUGUUGGAAACCCUAAGUUUGGUUAGGUUGGCUGUAAAUUGGAGACAGAGGAGUAGUUAGAGAACCGAUAUUUGUAGGGAUGGCCGCCGCGAAUGGGCAGGGAAUUGAGCCUGCGGUACUUGAUGACAUAAUCAACCGGUUGUUGGAGUUCCGGCACGCGCGGACGUUGCGCCAAGUCCAGCUCUCCGAGGCGGAGAUCCGGUCGCUCUGCAACGCUGCCCGGGAAAUCUUCCUUCAACAGCCUAAUCUCUUGGAGCUUGAAGCACCAAUCAAGAUCUGCGGUGACAUUCAUGGGCAAUAUGACGAUCUCUUGAGACUAUUUGAAUAUGGAGGAUUUCCUCCUGAGGCCAAUUAUUUAUUUCUUGGGGAUUAUGUGGACCGAGGAAAACAGAGCCUGGAGACCAUCUGCCUUCUGCUUGCAUACAAAAUAAAAUAUCCUGAGAAUUUCUUCCUUUUACGAGGAAAUCAUGAGUGUGCUUCAAUUAACCGAAUAUAUGGGUUCUAUGAUGAAUGUAAACGACGGUUCAAUGUUAGACUUUGGAAAACCUUCACUGAAUGUUUCAAUUGUCUUCCUGUAGCUGCCCUAAUAGAUGACAAAAUACUCUGCAUGCAUGGCGGUCUUUCUCCAGAUUUAACAAACUUGGAUCAAAUAAGAAACUUGUCUCGUCCAACUGAUGUUCCAGACUCUGGCUUGCUUUGUGAUUUACUGUGGUCAGAUCCUUGUAGAGAAAUUAAAGGUUGGGGAAUGAAUGACAGGGGAGUUUCAUUCACUUUUGGUCCUGAUAAGGUGGCAGAAUUCUUGAUGCAGAAUGAUAUGGACCUCGUUUGUCGUGCCCAUCAAGUUGUGGAAGAUGGAUAUGAAUUUUUUGCUGAUAGGCAGCUGGUUACAAUAUUUUCCGCUCCGAACUAUUGUGGUGAAUUUGACAAUGCUGGAGCUAUGAUGAGUGUAGAUGAAAGUUUGAUGUGCUCCUUUCAGAUUCUGAAGCCAACUAAUAAAAAGCCUAGGUUCUUAUAAAUCAAAAUUUGAUUAUUGCUGAUUCAGGUUCUUCUAGAAUGCUAAGGAUUCUGCCCCAAACCUCGAUCUAAAGUCUCCUUCAUCCUCGGCUUCGCAGAAGUUGAGCACGUAGCGGUGUCAUUCUGGUAUCCACUCGCAGGGCAUUAGACGUUCGUUGUGUUUUGGCAUAGAAUAUUGAAGACCAGUUUAGUUUGGAGGCAAUUGUUCUCCAGACUGGCCAGAAGUGCCAGAAAUUUUUCUUUGCUUCUUUUAACCUUGUUGAAUCUUCUCCUGCAAUUUAUGAUUUGACCCUGUAAAUACAUUGGUUUUGUAAAUUGCGCUGGAAUUCUGGAUUACUGAGUAUUGGCGAUACGUUGAAGAUUUGCAUCCA
Messenger RNA from Coffea eugenioides, 1787 nucleotides. RefSeq names its product serine/threonine-protein phosphatase PP1 isozyme 2. The record is from RefSeq and is a predicted model, not a curated record. Gene Ontology annotation, cellular component: nucleus; cytoplasm. Lineage: Eukaryota; Viridiplantae; Streptophyta; Magnoliopsida; Gentianales; Rubiaceae. The coding region runs from base 482 to 1417 and encodes 311 amino acids. The transcript has 4 exons. Gene Ontology annotation, molecular function: protein serine/threonine phosphatase activity.